This is a messenger RNA of Hemibagrus wyckioides, 2475 nucleotides long. It is a transcript of the gene fblim1, whose product is annotated as filamin binding LIM protein 1. Gene Ontology annotation, molecular function: filamin binding. NCBI's taxonomy places the organism in Eukaryota, Metazoa, Chordata, Actinopteri, Siluriformes, Bagridae. The transcript has 8 exons. Gene Ontology annotation, cellular component: stress fiber; focal adhesion. Gene Ontology annotation, biological process: cell-cell adhesion. The coding region runs from base 180 to 1283 and encodes 367 amino acids. The record is from RefSeq and is a predicted model, not a curated record.
GUGUGUGUGUGUGUGUGUGUGUCGAUAGCUGUCUUUCUCUCAGUGACGACAUGGGAGCGACAACAGGAGAGUAGAACCCCGAGAAAAGACAAAGAGAGAGAGAGAGAGGAAGAGAGACGGACAGAAAGUGAGACGGAGAGAGAGAGAGAGAGAGAGAGAGCGACUUGUCCUUCAGCAGCAUGACAUCUGCUGCCCCACAAAAGAGGAUGGUGUCCUCUGUCUUCAUCACUCUGACGUCUCCGUACAGAGCCACGGUCACUCCCACGCCGCAGAUCACACAGCACUCUGCUGUCCCAGUCAGUCCCACCGCCGCACACAAUAAACCCUCCACCCCCUCCACCCCCUCCCCCUCGGCCCCGGAGUCGGGACAUGCCGCCUCUCCGGCUGAAGCUCGGCCCAUUCCUUUGGAGCUCCGCAAGACACACAACAAGCCUGACACUACACACACGCCAUACAGAGCAAAGAGAGAGGAGAAACACUCUGAGGAGUUUUUCCCUCCUCCACCCCCUGCAUCUCUGGACUCUGGGGUUUCUGAAGCUCCGCCCCUUCCCCCGCCCCCUCCACUGUCCAUCUGCCCCUUGUUUGACCCCAAUCAGGAACCUCCAGCCUCCACACCCAAGGUGUGUGUGGAGAGAGCGCCACCUGCUGAUCAGAGCCAGAGGACUGCAGGAGCUCACACUGAAGAGGGGAUUACACCAGAUGUAUGUGGGUUCUGCCGUAAGCCUGUAGCUCUGAGUGAGCCGGCGAUCGAGGCUCUGAACAGGACAUACCACAGCAACUGCUUCCAAUGCCGUCAGUGUCACGCUGCUCUCGCCGGGAAGAUCUACUACAACAAGGCCGGGAUCCCUCUGUGUGAGGACUGCUACCAGGCCAGUCUGGAGCCGUGCUGGGCAUGCGGCGAGGUCAUCAAAGAUCACGUGAUCCGAGCGCUGGAACGAGCCUAUCACCCGCCCUGCUUCGUGUGCACCACCUGCAGGCAGCCAAUUGGAGAGCAGCGUUUUGCCCAGGGGGAGGUGGGGGAGGUGUACUGCCUGCACGACUACUACAGGAAAUACGCACCUCAGUGCAGUGUGUGUGGAGAGCUGAUAAUCCCGAGAGAAGACGGGACGGACAGCUUUACAGUAGAGUGUCUCGGACGAUCUUUUCAUGAGGACUGCUACCGCUGUGAGCUGUGUGCGGUGCUUCUCUCCCCGGAGCCCAACGAACACGGCUGCCACCCGCUGGACGGACAGAUCCUGUGCAAACCCUGCCAUCUGUCUCUGAUCCAGACGAGUCAGCACUGAUCCUGCCACGUGACGCUUCAUGCCAAAGCACAACUGACCCGACCCACGCCACGGGAAAAUCACUGCUGGUUUCUGUCCUUACGUCAUUCGGCGCUUAUGCUCUUGUCCAAGAACACUAGAACUCUGAUUCUUACAUGCUUACUGUGAGAGAGAAAAGCUUAACAUGGAUUAAUGUACCAAAAUACACCAGAAAGACCAAAUCUCUCUCUCUCACACACACACACACACACAAACUUAGCUGAUCAGAUACACUUACAGACAUUCAUCUGUAAAGUUCAUAGUGACUAAGAAAUACCACUUUAUUGAUCUGAACUACUGUGUAAUAAAUUCUGUCUAGUGUAGAAUCUCUUUGGGUCCUGUGACGUUUGUGCUAAUUGCUAAUUGGUUUAUUAGAUGUUUGGUAGAUGUGGUGUUUACUAGGCUAGCAUGAAACCCUUCUCUUACACACCAGCGUUUGGGACGCAGCUGAGCGUUCAGAGAUCCUUUGAGAAACGUACGAGAGCUUCAGUGCUACACGGCCGACAGAAACACGGCUGCUCUGAUUUGGAAGAACAGUUUGGCCAAAGAUGAAACGUAUCAAAUGCCCACCGAGUCCAAACACGGUCAAUCAGCCAGGAUGUGUCCGCUGUCUGAAAUGUUCCUUUUUCAUUUUGCAUUAAAGCUACAAGGCUAAUAUUCAGCAAGGGAUGCUAAUAGCUAAUUAGCAUUUGCAGUAUAGCAUGGCUGAUUAUUUAUAGAAGUAAACAGUACAGAACAAACACGUCUCAGAUGAACUGGCAGAAACAUUUCAUCUUUUGGCCAAACCUUUCCUUUUGUUCAGAAUAAAGAUUGUAUACAGAAAAACUGCAGUUCUGGGAAAACAAUGCUGGGAAAAAAAUGCUUCAUCUUUUUCUUUUCCUUUUUUUUUUUUUAAACAAUGAUUACUUCAAUGUUAGCUUAUUUUUAUAUUUAGACUCCUUGCAGUCUCUUGAUUUUCUUUCACUUUAUAGCCGAUGUAACGGCACGUAUAUCUCAAACAUAUCCUGUGUAAUCAGAUUUAUUUUGCACUCUUCGUGUAAUCCAGUGCACCAAAGAUAUUUAUUCUUCAUUAAACCAGAUUCUCGGCCUGUUUUCCGUAGCACAGAUCAUAUGAAAAUGUGUUUGUUUUUUGUUCUAAAUGAUGGGAGAAAAUAAACUGCUAUGUGCCACAUGC